AGGAUGAGAGUAUCGCUAAUUCCGAUUGAUUAUAUAGAUAUAUUCAUGCAUAUAUAUGUUUGAAUUUUGAUGAUGAAAUACGACAUGAUUCGUUUAUGUUUGAGCAGAGAAAUGGGGAGCUCGGGCUUUUCGUGGAAGUUGAAGGAUCACCCGAAACUGGCCAAGGGGAAAACUGUAGCGGUGGUGGUUUUGGAUGGCUGGGGAGAGGCUAACCCUAAUCCCUACAAUUGCAUCCAUGUCGCCCACACCCCAACCAUGGAUUCUCUCAAAAAAGGGGCGCCGGAGAGGUGGAGGUUGGUGAAGGCGCACGGGACGGCGGUGGGGCUGCCCUCAGAUGAUGAUAUGGGCAACAGUGAGGUUGGACACAAUGCUCUUGGUGCUGGCCGUAUCUAUGCACAAGGGGCGAAGCUUGUGGAUAUUGCUCUGGAAACGGGUAAAAUCUACGAGGGGGAUGGUUUCAAGUAUAUUAAACAAUCCUUCGAAGACGGGACGCUUCACCUCAUUGGAUUAUUAAGUGAUGGAGGUGUUCACUCUAGGUUCGACCAGUUGCAGUUGCUGCUGAAGGGAGCUAGUGAGCAUGGUGCGAAAAGAAUCCGAGUGCAUAUUCUGACCGAUGGACGUGACGUGCUGGAUGGAUCCAGCGUCGGCUUUGUGGAAAGUCUUGAAAAUGAUCUAGCAAAGCUCUGUGAGAAAGGCAUUGAUGCCAAGAUUGCGUCUGGUGGCGGGCGUAUGUACGUUACAAUGGAUCGUUAUGAGAAUGACUGGGACGUCGUGAAACGAGGCUGGGAUGCUCAGGUGCUUGGAGAAGCACCCCACAAGUUCAAGAGUGCUCUUGAGGCCGUGAAGAAGCUAAGAGAGUCCCCUGGCGCAAAUGCUCAAUUCUUGCCUCCAUUUGUUAUUGUCGAUGACAACGGGAAGGCGGUCGGGCCAAUUGUUGACGGUGAUGCGGUUGUAACUUUCAACUUUAGGGCCGAUCGUAUGGUCAUGCUGGCCAAGGCACUUGACUAUGACAAAUUCGAUAAAUUUGACCGUGUUAGAUAUCCUAAAAUACGGUAUGCAGGGAUGCUUCAGUACGACGGUGAACUGAAACUUCCUAGUCAUUAUCUUGUUUCUCCCCCCGAGAUUGAAAGAACCUCUGGAGAAUAUUUGGUGCACAACGGUAUCCGUACUUUCGCGUGCAGUGAGACGGUUAAAUUUGGUCACGUCACGUUUUUCUGGAAUGGGAACCGGUCGGGAUGCUUCAACCCGGAUAUGGAAGAGUAUGUUGAAAUCCCAAGUGAUAUUGGCAUUAGCUUCAAUGCCAAGCCAAAGAUGAAGGCCUUGGAGAUUGGUGAGAAAGCGAGGGAUGCCAUCCUUAGCCGCAAAUAUGACCAGGUACGUGUCAACCUCCCUAACGGCGACAUGGUUGGACACACGGGCGAUGUUCAAGCAACAAUCGUAGCUUGCCAGGCCGCUGAUGAAGCCGUGAAGAUGAUACUGGAUGCAAUCGAGCAAGUUGGUGGUAUCUACGUUGUGACCGCUGAUCAUGGUAAUGCCGAGGAUAUGGUGAAGCGAAACAAGAAAGGCGAACCCCUUCUUGACAAGGAUGGCAACGUUCAAAUCCUCACCUCUCACACACUACAACCCGUUCCUAUUGCUAUCGGAGGGCCAGGGUUGGCUCCGGGUGUUAGAUUCCGCCAAGACCUCCCCGGUGCCGGGCUAGCCAAUGUGGCAGCGACUGUGAUGAACCUGCACGGUUUUGAGGCACCGAGCGAUUACGAGCCAACCCUCAUCGAGGUUGCCGACGAGUAGUAGAGCCGUGCUUCACCAAUUUUCAUCGGUGCAUCAUUUUUUGGAUGAAGCCCUUUGCUAUUAUGUAUACUAAACUGUUACUAUGAUUUUACAAUAAGUGGUUACAUUUAGGCUCU
Salvia hispanica is the source of this 1907-nucleotide messenger RNA. RefSeq names its product 2,3-bisphosphoglycerate-independent phosphoglycerate mutase-like. Lineage: Eukaryota; Viridiplantae; Streptophyta; Magnoliopsida; Lamiales; Lamiaceae. The record is from RefSeq and is a predicted model, not a curated record. Gene Ontology annotation, cellular component: cytoplasm. Gene Ontology annotation, biological process: glucose catabolic process. Gene Ontology annotation, molecular function: manganese ion binding.